Molecule: messenger RNA, 2548 nt
Organism: Annulohypoxylon truncatum
Lineage: Eukaryota; Fungi; Ascomycota; Sordariomycetes; Xylariales; Hypoxylaceae
Product: SNF5-domain-containing protein
Exons: 2
Coding region: 372-2123 (583 amino acids)
Biological process (GO): regulation of transcription by RNA polymerase II; chromatin remodeling
Cellular component (GO): nucleus; nuclear chromosome; RSC-type complex
Molecular function (GO): transcription coregulator activity
Source: RefSeq, a predicted model, not a curated record
UUUUACGAGACGCGUUGCGACAGAACGGGGCCUUGAAAGUUCAAGCUCAUGCAAGGCAUAGACUUAUCCUCUGACUUAUCGGAUACUUCUUCAAUUCCAUCUACUCCAUUCCAACCUUGAACCGCACAUUCACACACACGCACAACAAUACAAGUGAGUCUUGCGGAUUCGAACCGCUUUUAUUCUUUAAAAAACACGACUUACUGCACUGUACUGCACUUUUACUUCUGAAGUCCGCCAGGGCUAUCUAAUCCCAUCUAGUCCUAUCUGUUCCCUCCAUCUCUUACGUCGUGUUUGGCGCGUUGCCAAUACCGAAUCUUCACAUCUACAACCGCCCUAAGAUGUCAUAGGUGAAUUGAACGCAAUACAACAUGGACGCUAGAAGCACUCCUCAGGCGUUCCUCUCAUCCUAUGCGCCGCGCUUGCGCGUCUACAACAAUUCUCUUCUUUCUCCAGUAAUUCAUUCUACCGCACCCACCGGCCCGGUAUCGCGAACAACGAAGCGUGGCACCACCGUAAUCAAUUACGCCGAGGAUGGUUACGAUUACGACGACGAUGAUGAAGAGGAUUCUCGAAGGCGACCUACAGGCUUGCGUAGCCUAAGACGUGAAGACAGCGCAUCGAGAAUAGAUCCAAGCGACAAGUUUGGGAAGGAGACCAACGCGCCUGUCGAGGUCCAGGGCAUCUGGAGGGAGUGGUUCAUGAAGAAUAAGAUUCGAUCAGACCUAAGCAGCCAGGCCCAAGCCUUACUACCAGUGACGCUUAUUCCUAUUCGUAUCGAUGUCGAUAUUCCUGCAUUCAUGCCUAUGGCACCCUUCCCGGUCCCUCGAGGGCUUACUCAACCCCCGCCGAAUAUGGAUCCAGCUUUGUAUCGAACAGGAGAGAUGACAGUCCCAUACAAGUUGAGAGAUAUCUUCUUGUGGAACCUGCAUGAGACCAUGAUGACGACGGAUCAGUUCGCUCUCACUCUCGUCCAAGAUCUGGAUCUCCCCAACUCAGCCGCCAUUGCUGCUGAGAUCAGCAAGCAGAUCAGAACUCAACUAGAAGAGUAUGCUGGUGUUGCUCUUCACCCUCUCUUCCAUUCGGAAGACAAGGCACCUACGAACGGCUUGGGAUUAGCCCCUCAGGCCAGCUUCCGCGAUACCCCAGCCACCCCGGCCACUCCUCUACCUAAUUCAAUACGGGCCCCCGAGACGCCCUUUCGAAACAGUCUAGAUACUGGUGCUGAUACUCCAAGAGGUGGCCGUCUCCAGGUUAACGAGAUCACAGCCAGUGCUACGCCAAUUCCCGCCGAUUCUGACGAGUUGAAUCCCGAUGACACUUACCGAUGCAUCGUUUCCCUAAAUGUCAACCUUUCUUCUCAACUUUACACGGACAAGUUCGAAUGGUCGUUAUUGCACCCGCCCGGUACCGCCGAGGCGUUCGCCAAAAUCACGUGUGCCGACCUGGGUCUUUCUGGCGAAUGGGUUCCGGCUUUAACCCACGCAAUUUAUGAGGCCGUGUUGCGCCUCAAGAAGGAAGCGUGCGAGGCCGGUGGUCUGGUGGCAGGGUGGGGUGGAAUCGGUACGGAGUACCCUAAUGAUGCCGCCCAUGGAGGUGACGCCGGUUGGCGAUACGACCACGAACAUCUUGCGGACGAGUGGGAGCCAAAGAUCGAAGUACUAUCUAAGGAGGAGAUUGAGAAGCGUGAAGUCGACAGAGAACGACAGAUCCGCCGUCUUCGCCGAGAGACAGCUCGAUUCAGUAGCAAUGCUGGCAUGAUAGGUGGCGUGCCUGGCUUGGGUAUUGAGGUCGAAGAGGAGCGGAUGGGACGCGGAGAACGAUCGAAGAAGAAGCGCAGAUUCCGAAGUCUAAGCCCACUCGGCCGAUCCGGUACUCCGGGCGGUAGAAUCACACCGGAUGUAGGAUACGGUGGAGGCGGAGGCAGCACGCUCACCGACCAGGAACGACUCGGCUGGCGUUGUACCCACUGUCGUAUCUGGGGAACCAGUGUGUGGGGAGUCAGAGACGGGCCAUGGGGUCCCAGAUCUCUCUGCGCCAAUUGCGGUCGACUCUACGAACAGACCAAGACGUUGCCCCGAUUGACCAAGAAUCUACACCAGGCGGACAUGCGUCCAUUUUAGGAAUCUGGAACUAAUGCUCCGACUGUCGUGCAGUCCGAGAAGAAGAAGAAACGAAAGAGCAAGGGAAAAUUAGAGAGACCUUCCCCCGCGAAGAGAGCUAAGAGAACUCGCAAAUCGACUUAAGAUUUAAUGGUUGCAUUCACGAUACCAGGCGUUUCUAGGCGGGAUUGCGUAUAUCACGGGGCUCCUUUGUGUUACUUUCCCACCUGCCAGGAGUCGUUGGCUACGGUGUAUACCACUUGACGCAUCGCUUCGCCCGAAGACUUGCGCGAGGGUGCAGAUGGUUAAGCUAGCUUGCUUUACGCAUGGGUGGUUUGAUAGAGCAUAUAUGUGCUGUGCUUUGUAUACUAGGUUGCAGGCGAAAGACGCGAGAGCCAUGGACAUCACGGCGAGCUUUGCGAAGCUCGUACACAAUUGACAGCUGU